AGACUCGCUCAGCUCACACAGCCCCUGACUCGAUUAGAGUAACACAGUGCGGGGAUCUAAGCAGGAGGGACGUCGGGUUCGCCAGCUCCGCCGCGUGCGUGUGUGUGUAUGUGAAUGCGUGUGGACUGCACCAUCCUUCCCAGUACCCUCAUUCAGCCAUGCUUUGAAAGCAUACAUCUCUAAAAAUAUAUAUUUAAUUUUUUAAUCACUUCAAGCAUUCUGAAGAGUGUGAAAGAAAACUGACUUCGGCUAUGGCUUUGGUUAUGGAACCUAUUAGCAAAUGGACACCCAAGCAAGUGUUAGACUGGAUGAAAGGGCUUGAUGACUGUCUGCAACAGUAUAUCAAGAAUUUUGAACGGGAGAAGAUCAACGGAGAGCAGCUCCUGCACAUUACUCACCAGGAACUGGAGGAACUAGGAGUGACUCGAAUUGGCCAUCAGGAGCUCAUACUGGAAGCUGUGGAUUUACUCUGUGCACUGAAUUAUGGCCUUGAGACCGAAAACCUGAGAACUCUUUCCCAUAAACUCAAUGCCUCAGCCAAGAACCUGCAGAAUUUCAUUACAGGAAGGAGGAGAAGUGGUCACUAUGAUGGCAGGGCCUCCAGACGGCUACCUAAUGACUUCCUGACCUCAGUCGUUGACCUCAUUGGUGCUGCCAAGAACCUUCUAGCCUGGCUAGACCGGUCUCCAUUUGUCAGCGUCACUGAGUAUUCAUUGCUGAAGAACAAUAUCGUUCAACUGUGCCUGGAAUUAACAACCAUAGUACAACAGGAUUGUACUGUGUAUGAAACAGAAAACAAGAUCCUGCAUGUGUGUAAAACGUUGUCUGGAAUCUGUGACCACAUCAUCUCCCUCUCCUCUGACUCGCUCGUUUCACAGUCUGCUCAUCUGGAAGUUGUCCAUCUUUCCAACAUCAUGCCCAGUGAAGGCCUGGGAAUGUACAUCAAAUCCACUUAUGACGGCCUUCAUGUGAUCACAGGAACCACCGAAAACUCACCUGCUGACCAGUGCAAGAAGAUACACGCUGGUGAUGAGGUAAUCCAAGUGAACCACCAAACUGUGCCUCUCCCAACAAGUCCAACCAGCUGUUCAACCACACCAACCAGCACAAUGGGUGUCACUUCAAAAGUGGAUGGCUCCAACAUGCACGAUGUCUUCAUUCUCUCUCCUGUCUCUGGGAUAUAUGGACCAAGGGAAGAGAUGGGCAUGAUGUCAUGUGAUGACAUUACAAAGUACAAUAUGGGGAAAUCUGGAAUGAAGGGAUCUGAAUCACCUAGUUACUUCCUGGACCACGAAAGUGGGAAGUACUAUACUCUUGUGGAAGGUGAAGGCAUCCCUUUGGGACCUGAAUAUGAGCGAGGAAGGUCAACAGGUGUGCGCAGACGGGAGAAGACACCAACACAUGGUACGGCAGGUGACCUCAGGCCAGUAUCCAUGCCAACAGACUAUAGCUGGAUGGGAGAGACGAAGGAGCCCAAUAUGUAUAAAAGGGGAAGCAGAGACUCUGAGAACUCCCUUCUUCGGUAUCUGAGUGAUGACAAGAUUUUAGUUAUUCAAGAAGAACCUGAGACACAGAGGGAGAGCAAGAGGGACACUGGUCGGCGGUCUAGAAAGAAGGGUAAAAACCCGAGCAGUCCAAGUUAUCCCAUCAGCCCUUGUCUCUUGACAUCCACAGUGCGGCUGGACUCAUCACCGCAGGAAGUGAUGUCCUUCCCGCUUCCUGAGAGUAACACGGUUCCUCUGUAUCAUAGGGCUGGGGACACCCUGCGUGGCGACUGUGAUCGAUAUGCUAGUUCUGGCAUAGACAGACAAGGAGUCACAUCCAUGAGGAAGUCAUUUCAUUACGCCUCACUAAGAACUAAAACCAAAAAGAGAACCAAAGGCUCUCUGACCAGCGGUAGCCGGCGGAGGAUCUCUUGCAAAGAUUUGGGCCAUGGUGACUGUGAAGGAUGGCUGUGGAAAAAGAAAGAUGCCAAGGGCUACUUUACUCAAAAGUGGAAGAAGUAUUGGUUUAUCCUGAAAGAUUCAUCCCUGUACUGGUACACAAAUCAAAAUGAUGAGAAGGCAGAAGGUUUUAUCAGCCUCCCAGAGUUCAGGAUAGACAGAGCCAUUGAAUGCCGAAGGAAAUUUGCCUUUAAAGCCUGCCACCCAAAAAUCAAAAGUUUCUUUUUUGCCACGGAUUGCUUAGAAGAAAUGAACAGGUGGAUGAAUCGGCUUGGCCUAGCAGCAAUUGGAUACACGCCAGAUGACAAAGUUACCCGACCUGAUGAAGAUUAUUGGAGCGAAAGUGACCAGGAUGAAAUUGAUGGUUCCUUAACCCUGAAACAAGAGGGCCCUUCAUCAAUGUGUGAUACAUAUCAUCGAACCCCCUCGGUCAAUUCCUCUAGUCCAUUUCCAGAGACGAAACAUGGUCGACAUUUUUCAAGUGAAUCAACCUACUCUCAUUCUUCAGCAGAAGACUCUCGACAGGAUGCCACUGGCAGUACUCACUCUUCAGGAUGUCGCCCUGCAUACCGUGAACGACGUUCCUGGCAAGAUCUCAUUGAGACACCCCUCACUAGUUCAGGACUGCAUUUCCUACAGACAGUACCUUCUGAUCCUGAGUAUGCAGGUGGAAGGCUGGGCAUGUCUCCAGAACGGCGGAGACAAGCAACUUUGCCAGUACAGCGGCGUCACCAUACAGAUCGAGAUGGACCUUUCCCAUUGGUAGAAUGUGAGCGAGGCCUUAACCCUCACAGGCGGGCACACAAACAGCGCAGUCAAAGUCUUCCUCGUAACCGGGAUGUAAGAGGAAAGGGCAACCUGCACCCAGGAGGACUUUCUGAAGAAAAAUCAGAAGAUGACGAAGUACAUUUUCGUAAACAUAAUGGUUCUUGCCAAGAAGGUUUCAGGGAGGAGGAAAAGGGCAGAGAGAGCUGUGAUGGUCUACAAGAGCUGUAUAAAACAUUAGAACAAGCCAGCCUUUCUGCUUUUGGGGAGCAAAGGCCAUCAACUAAGCAGGAAUUUCGGCGUUCUUUCAUCAAGAGGUGCAACGACCCAGUCAUCAAUGAGAAGCUCCACUUGAUAAGGGCUCUUCGUAGUACCCUGAAGGCAAAAGAAGGAGACUUAUGUAUCAUCAACCAAGUGCUAGAUGACCCUAACCUUAAUUCAAAGAAGUUCAGGGAAUGGAAGCAGAGACACCACGAGCUGUUUAUGGACAUUUGUGAGUUCAGCUCAGGACCCAUUAAGCCUCAGAAUGGAGCAGCUGAACUGGCAAACCUAGUUCCUCUCAUGACUCACACCCAUUCUUUCAUAGAGACCCAUGUGUGAAACAAUGAGAUGACAGGUCUGGGCUUCUAAAAUCACUGUGGUGGUGCCAGGCUCACGGCCAGUUCCUGGAGAACUCAGUCAAAUAGACAUUUUAUCUUUUUGUUUGCAGACCCAGCAGACCAAGAAACUAACCAACCACUGUAAUAUUUGUACAUAAUGUAUUUAAAAAGUUAUUCUGUAAAUAAGUUGGAUAUAAAAAGAGAAUAGUGCCACAGGAUGCCUAAUACAUGCAUGAAGAGAAAGUAUUAUUCUUUUGUUUUCUUCUUAAACAGCGAAAAAUGGAAAUAUUUUAGUUCUGCUGUUGUGGAGCACUGUGUGCAUUUAUUAUUUUUUUUAUUGUUAUUUUUAUUUAUUAACACUUUUGUUUGCAUAGAAAAGAGGGAGCAAUGUAGCAGCAAUAGUGACAUGGAU
Messenger RNA from Polypterus senegalus (gray bichir), 3719 nucleotides. RefSeq names its product connector enhancer of kinase suppressor of ras 2. Gene Ontology annotation, molecular function: protein binding. Gene Ontology annotation, cellular component: cytoplasm; membrane. Lineage: Eukaryota; Metazoa; Chordata; Cladistia; Polypteriformes; Polypteridae. The record is from RefSeq and is a predicted model, not a curated record. Gene Ontology annotation, biological process: regulation of signal transduction. The coding region runs from base 252 to 3308 and encodes 1018 amino acids. The transcript has 23 exons.